Molecule: messenger RNA, 1370 nt
Organism: Melanotaenia boesemani (Boeseman's rainbowfish)
Lineage: Eukaryota; Metazoa; Chordata; Actinopteri; Atheriniformes; Melanotaeniidae
Gene: snx10a
Product: sorting nexin 10a
Exons: 7
Coding region: 321-932 (203 amino acids)
Biological process (GO): intracellular protein transport
Molecular function (GO): phosphatidylinositol binding
Source: RefSeq, a predicted model, not a curated record
UCCUCCCACCAGCUGAUUCGAUUUGAUUAAAAUGAUUAAGACGCAGGUGCACCUCGAGGCUGCAUGUACCGCGUCACUCUCCUCCCAGCUUACGAUUUUCUUUUAAACAAACAACCUUUUGUUGUUUUCUAGAUAUUUUAUCGCGACGUAACCUCCCUGGGGCACAAAAGGAGGUCCCACCGCGCAGUUAUAAGUUUGUAUUAGUGUAACUUCAGAGAAGGCGGAGUUGAGCUUCAAGCCAAAUCGCAGAGCUGGACCUGUUUGUUCAUAAACACCGGAUUAAUUCUCUGGAAGAGAAGAGAGGCAAGAGUUGUACACCCAUGAUGGAUGGUAUUUUGGAUAAUCUCUCAAAAACAGAGUUCAUUAGUAUUUGUGUUCGAGAUCCAAAGCUCCACAAAGAUGACCUCUGGCACGCACACAUUGAUUAUGAGAUUUGUCUACAUACAAAUAGCAUGUGUUUCCGAAGGAAGACUUCCUGUGUGAGGCGGCGUUACAGUGAGUUUGUUUGGCUACGACAAUGUCUGGAGCAGAACGCUCUGAUCAUAGAUUUGCCCAAGUUGCCACCCCGGAAUCCCUUUUUCAGUCUAAAGGACAAAGUCCAAGUGAACCAGAGGAUGAUGGGCUUGCAGGAAUUCUUAGAAAAUGUUCUUCAAAGUUCAUUUUUGUUAUCCGAUAGCCGGCUCCAUCUAUUCCUUCAGUCAGACCUCAGCACUGCAAAAAUUGAAAAGUGUGUUGUUGGUAAGACUAGGUACACAGUAGCGGAGGCCAUCCAGCGUUCCAGCAAUGGUUGCAUCAGUAGUUUAGAAUACAAGGCUUCUUGUGACUCAGACUGUGAAAGCUCUUCGUCAUCAGGCCUGGGACUGAGCAUUGACACUCCAGUGCGAGGGAGUCCUAUCUCCUUCCUCCAUUCAUCUGAGAUCCAUAGCUCUUAAGCUGAUGCUCUGUGCUUUCGGGGCCCCCUUGAUGAGCAUUAAUGUGUAGAAGUGAUACUGCUGUAUCUCUAUAUGUGGAGCGCAUAAAACUGUUUGGUCCACUGAGCUCUUGUCAGUUGUGAAUUCCAAAGAGCAAAAAUCUUGUUCACUUUUUCACUUGGACUUUCAUUUUUAAUACCUUGCUUCAAUGUACUCUUAUCUCAAAACAUUUUAGUCAUUUAAAUAUGUACAUAAAAAAUGUUCAUGUUUUAAAAAAAUACCUAUGGUAAAAUGUAUAUAAUGUGAAUUUCGUAAAAUCUAUAUGUAUAAUGAAUUCUUAAAGAUUUCCUAAUGUAUAUUUUAUCCCAGGAUUAAAGCUGCACUAAGGUUAGAAAGGCAUGUUUUGAACUGUAGACUUUUUUUUAUAAAUUCAUUUGCCAAUACUUGUAUCACUUAUUA